Messenger RNA from Pararge aegeria (speckled wood butterfly), 1453 nucleotides. It is a transcript of the gene Dopr2, whose product is annotated as dopamine receptor 2-like. Bases 1 to 1401 code for a protein of 466 amino acids. Gene Ontology annotation, cellular component: membrane. Gene Ontology annotation, biological process: adenylate cyclase-activating adrenergic receptor signaling pathway. Gene Ontology annotation, molecular function: G protein-coupled receptor activity. NCBI's taxonomy places the organism in Eukaryota, Metazoa, Arthropoda, Insecta, Lepidoptera, Nymphalidae. The transcript is spliced from 3 exons. The record is from RefSeq and is a predicted model, not a curated record.
AUGAAUGCGACCAAACCAGAAAUACUGGUGGCAAGAAGCCAAUCUGACAUAUUGCUAAAAGAACCAGAUUAUUUUCUUGAAUCGGCAGGAUUCCCAUUCAAUGCUUUAUUGGAGUACAAUAUUACUUUCGAAAAUAAUACAUUCAAUGUCAGCGUUGAUUUGGAAGAGCCGUGGAAUGAUUACGUAAAACUUCUCCGUGACCGCGCAGUUUUGGUUUCCUUUUUGCUGCUCUUCUCCUUGACCACUGUAUUUGGGAACAUGCUAGUCAUACUCGCAGUUGUAAGAGAACGAUAUCUACACACAUCUACAAACUAUUUCGUGACGUCACUUGCAGUGGCUGAUUGUCUUGUCGGAUUAGUGGUGAUGCCUUUUUCUGCCCUCUACGAAGUUUUGGAGCAUACUUGGUUUUUUGGUGUUGAUUGGUGUGACGUAUGGAGAUCUCUGGAUGUAUUAUUUAGUACAGCGUCCAUUCUCAAUCUUUGUGUUAUAUCAUUAGACCGGUACUGGGCUAUAACGGAUCCAAUUACAUAUCCGAUGAGGAUGAGUGGACGUAAAGCAGCGUUUCUCAUAGCAGCCGUCUGGGUGUGUUCGGGUGCUAUAUCAUUUCCAGCCAUCGCUUGGUGGCGAGCAGUACGUAUGGAAGAGGUCCCAGAUUACAAGUGUCCAUUUACGGAGAACUUAGAAUACAUUAUAUUCUCUUCCACGAUAUCAUUUUAUUUACCUUUAUUUGUUAUGGUGUUCACAUAUUAUCGUAUAUAUCGUGCCGCGACAAUACAGACAAGGUCAUUAAAAAUCGGGACUAAACAAGUGAUGAGACCAAGUGGUGAGUUAGAAUUAACGUUACGUAUCCACAGGGGUGGUACAGUGCGUAAAAGAAACGAAGUGUGUCAUGGUGCGUGCACUCCUGAGGAGGCCGAUCAGGAACCGUUGACUGCAUUGCAAAACAAUGGACUUUCUCGUUCCUCAACACGGCUUACGAAUGUAACGCAUAACAAACAUUUGCCAAAAAACUUUUCUCUUUCGCGUAAGCUCGCGAAGUUUGCAAAAGAAAAAAAAGCAGCAAAAACACUUGGUAUCGUAAUGGGUGUGUUCAUAGUGUGUUGGUUACCAUUUUUUGUCGUGAAUCUCCUAUCGGGGAUAUGUUCGUCGUGCAUCACACACGAGGAAAUUGUCAACGUCAUAGUGACGUGGCUGGGAUGGGUUAACUCGUCGAUGAACCCAGUAAUUUACGCCUGCUGGAGUAGAGAUUUUAGAAGGGCUUUUCUCAGAAUUAUAUGCGUAUGCUGCCCGAGGAAGUUGCGACGAAAAUACCAGCCACAACUCAGAUUCAAGCAAUCGCAGUAUCCAGUGUCAACGAUGAUGUAUUCAUCGGUGACACAGCACGAGAUGUGUCGGUUGUGACAUCAGGCGCGUGCAGGGACCUGUCGCCAGCCUCGGUCGCGCUGUUCUUGAU